This is a messenger RNA of Galleria mellonella (greater wax moth), 2289 nucleotides long. RefSeq lists its product as uncharacterized. Bases 1748 to 2221 code for a protein of 157 amino acids. The record is from RefSeq and is a predicted model, not a curated record. The transcript is spliced from 4 exons. Lineage: Eukaryota; Metazoa; Arthropoda; Insecta; Lepidoptera; Pyralidae.
AAAUCCAGGUAAGUGCAUGUUUAUCUUUGAUGGUUACGUACCUAAAUAUUUUUUUAGCAAUUUUGAAUGGCAAACAAACAGUACCAUGGACAUAACAGAGUAUACUGUUUUGCCCAUGAUACCCCCCAUGUGUUGCCAUUCCUGAGGACUCAGGUGUUAUUCCUCUGUACCCAGUAAAUUCACUGCCAUAUCCCAACCUUUAAACCGAAACACAGACAUGCAAACACAACUGCUUCACGAUUGAAACACGAAUGCCACAGAGGUGCCCAAGCAAACGACUUUUGUACCGUCAGCUUAUUUGCCAUUCUAAGUUGCAUAAAAAAAAAAACAUUUAAAAAUAACUGAAACUUUUUUUAUUAUUAUUAUUGAAAGGCAUGCUUUUUACAGGUAGUAAAACCUGUGACACUGCGACCUUUCAUGAUCUUUUAUCUUCUAAAACUCUGUUAAGAGACUCUGUUAAAAAUAACCUUAAAUCAACAUUCACGUUUAUUACUUAUUUUUUAUUACACUCAUUACAUUGAGAAGAUAAAUGUGAAGCUGCAGUUAUAAAAUAAAUUAUGUAAACAUAAUAAAUAUUAUAUAAUAAAUCUUGUUGUAUGUAAUUAUAUUUAUACAAUAUAAUUUAAUACAAUAAUACAAAUCCAUCGUUGACAUCAAUUGACAUAUUUAUACUAGAGAAACCUUGCAAACAUAGUUCUAUGUGUAUUUAUACACAGGUACAGGUAUAAAUAUUUACAGAUUAUCCUUUUCUUAUAUUACUAUGCAUAUGGUCUUGGCAUAAAAAGGGAUACCCCUUCUUUUCCCGUGGGUGUUUUAAGAGGCAAUUAAAGGAACUUAUUGGUCGAGGGAUAGGCAACAAGUGUCCCUCUUAAAUCAUUACCAAAAUUUACCUCUUAAAAAUUACCAAAGGGAGACUUUGUAAAAAAGUCGAUUGCUUGGGUACCUCUGUCCCAUUCGUGUUUCAACCGUGAAGCAGCUGUGUUUGCAUGGCUGUGUUUUGGUUUGAAGGGUGGGAUAUGGAGUGAAUUUGAUGGGGGUAUCAUGGGCGAAACAGUAUACUCUGUUAUGUCCAUAGUACAGCUCAUGUCUAUAGGCGACUGUUACCAUUUUCCAUUAUGUGGACCGUCAGCUUGUUUGCCAUUCUAAGUUGUAUAAAAAAAAAUUAACUGCGGUUACUAACCUACCUGCCAAGUAUAGCAACUACUGGCUAAAUUCUACUCUAUGGGGGAGGCCUAUGUUCAGCAGUGAUCAUUUAAAGGCUGAUGUGAUGAUGAUGACAAUCCAUUUCUUAUAUUGUCAUAUGGUCCUGGGAUAGAACAGAACACCCCUUCCUUUCCCGUAGGUGUUGAAGAGGUGAUUAAGGGAGCUUAAUAGCCGCGGAAUAGACAACAGCGUCCCUCUUAAAACAUCACCAAAGUUGAACUGCGAUUCCCAACCUGUCUUUUAUUUGUAACUUAGAAUGGCAAACAAGCUGACGGGCCACCUGAUGAAAAGAGGUAACCGUUGCCUAUAGAAAUGAGCAGUACCAUGGACAUAACAGAGUAUACUGUUUCGACCACGAUACCCCCCAUGCGUAGCCAUUCGUGAGGAUUCAGGUGUAAUUCCCCUGUACCCUGUAAAUUCACAGCCAAUUCUGCCAAUGCCUCCUUAUAUUGGAAGUCUAUAUCCAGCAGUGGACAGUUAAUGGAUCAUAUUAAUAAUAAUAAAAUAUAUUUAACAUUACAGGAAAGCAAACUGUAACAGCACAAUGGUGUAUGUUGCAACAAGGCAGCCCAACCUCGUAGGCAAUUUUCCAUUUAUCGGGAACAUGCCAAAAGCUAUUCUAAUUUAUUUUGUAACAACAUUUUUUCAAUCUCUGCUUUAUAUAGAGAUUCUUUUAAUCUGGAUUAAUAGUCAAAUGAUUGAUAUACAAUUAAUUUCAUCACACACGGUCGGAGUACUUUUAUGGACAUUGAAGGGAAUGAUAAUUGAAUCAGCUUUGUGUGUAUCAUCGAAUAUGCUUUACCAAAGUAUAACUGCUUGCCAGAUAUCUAUGUGCUCUGGUGUUAGAAAAUCCCAAACCGUACAACAAUUCACAAAAAACAUAUUAAGGACUCGAAGGGUUAAUUUCAGCAAAAUCAGUGCAUUCGGUAUCUUCAAUGUGGAUGCAGCAUUGCCACUACGCAUGGGCGCAUUGAUAACUACAUAUACAAUUGUAUUGUUACAAUUUGCUUUCUUAUGAACAAACGUUCAUACCUUUUUUAUUUGCAGAAUAUAAAUGUUGAUAACAAAUAGACAUUUAAAAAUCGU